AUGGCGCCGCACGGAGGCAGGAAGAAGGGGAAGGGGAAGGGGCCGGACCGCCCGGGCAAGCCGGAGCUGCGUGCUAAUCGCAAGGCAUUCAAAAGGCACCAUAAGAAGGUGGAGAAGGGGGAUGGCAUAGAGGAGCAGGAGCAGCAGCCGGCGCCUCACUCCGCAGUCUUCAACGCUGCUGACGACGGAGAUUUCCCGGGAGGAGGACGCAGCCUCCUCAGCAGGGAUGAGAUGGCCGAUGCGCGUACAGAGGCUGAGUCAGAGUCCGACAAGGAGGAGAGGAUGGGAAAGAAGAAGAGGAACGCCAACGUCUCACUUGGAAUGGACGGUGACGGUGAUGGUGACGACGACUUGGGGACCCUUCACGGUGGUGCUACCCCUGGGAAGCUCCCACGCUUUGAGAAUCACGUAACCCAUAAGAAUAUCUCACCAAAUAUGAAGCUUUGGGGUGUCGUAACCGAAGUCAACCAAAAGGACAUUAUAGUAAGUCUAUCCGGUGGAAUGAGAGGGUUUGUUUGCACAGAGGAAGUUUCGGAUAUCGCUGUGCACGGAAAUAGCAAGGAUAAUGAGGACAGUUUAUGUGCUGAAGUUGUCCAUGUUGGUCAACAUGUUCCUUGCGUGGUUCUGCGAGUGGAUGAUGACAAGAAAGAAGAAAAAGUAAACAAACGGGUUUGGUUAUCAUUACGGUUGAGCCGAAUAUACAAAGGUCUUUCUCUGGAUGCUAUCCAGGAAGGAAUGGUACUCACUGCCCAAGUGAAAAGUGUUGAGGACCAUGGUUACAUUCUUUAUUUCGGAGUAUCCACCUUCAGCGGAUUUAUGCCAAAAGCUGACAAAGAAACUGUGAAGACUGAAUCCGGACAACUCAUACAAUGUGUCGUGAAGGCGAUUGAUAAAUCUCAUUCUGUUAUUCACUUGAGGACCGAUGAAGACUUGAUCUCUAAAUCUAUUAUUAAAGAUCUGAAAGGCCUUUCUAUUGAUCAUUUAAUUCCUGGAACUACGAUGAGUGCACGUGUUCAUUCAGUCCUUGAGAAUGGCCCAGAGGGACGAAAUAGGCUAUCCAACUGUGGACAGGGAAAUCCGGACAAGGCAAAUGUUGAUAUUGAUUCUAGCCUAUGGCUGUCAACACGCUUGCCUUGGAAAUGCAGCCUCUGUGAUAUUACUGCGAGUAGCCAGCAAAAUCUUGUGUUACAUGUUCAAGGCAAGAAACAUAAAGCAACAGCAAAAGCCUACUAUGCUUCUCAACCAGAUUGUUUGAAGGAUGAAGAAACUGAAAAAGAGUUGAACAGAGAUGUCGUCAAAAGAAAGAGAGCAGAUAGUAUAGCCUUGGAGGGGCUACAUAAUGAUGUGAGGUUCCAAGUAAUGCAACACGUUGUACGUGUGUGGUCAUUCGAAACCCACAUGUGUGAACAUCAUUAUAAAUCUUGUCACGGAAUAAUAGUUGAUGCUCAUCCAAACAAGAUUAUGAUUGCUGUUCAUGCUUCUAGUAUUGACCCAGAUGACUAUGACACUAUCCGUGUAUGUUUCCACGAUAGUGAGGUCAGGACUGCAAAGUUUCUUAUCAAUAAAACAAACAUGUUUCGGAUAUUGGAGGUAGAAGAGUCUGAGCACAAUUAUCAUGCUGUCAGCUUGAGUAACCAUAAGCUUGGAAGGGAAGAUGUUUCCGUAUUCUGGAACUUUGGCAAACCCGACUUGGUUGCCCGCAGCUGCUCCAUCAUUAACCCAAACACUGCAGCCAUCAUGAGCUCAACUGAUACUAAAAGCACAGUGAGGAGCAACUAUUUCUUUACAUUUGGCUGUAGAGACCAAAUCCAAUGGCUAUUAGGAGCUCCUGUUUUUAAUGACAAUGGUGUGUUUGUUGGCGCCGUGCAUGGUAACCAUCGCAGCAUUCAGUUUGAUGAUGAUGGCUCUGGAUCAGAUCUUAUUUAUGCGUGUCAUGCCAUAAGUUUUAUCCCAAAAUUGUUGAAGAAGAUAAAGGAUAAAUUGGAGGAGGCGGAAGAAAAGAAAAACGAGUUGAAAGUUAGGAGCCAAAAGAGAGGUCAUGGGCAGCAGGAGUCCGGUGAGCCUUGUGAGGAGCUGCAGCGGUCCAGAGAUGUCCAUGGGGGCAAAAGGUCACUCGUGCAAAGGUUGCGAUAACUAUCGCUUGAAAAGUUGUCAUGACCCAGUUGAAGGACAAAUCCAAAACAACAGGAAGAAAAAUGUCUUUUUUUUUUUGUUUCUUGCAGCAAGAGUUUGCCGCUUUCAUAAGAAUGAAAGUAUUUGGCUAUGCAAGAGAUUGCCCUCCUGUCAAUGUUAGUGAAACAUGAUUGCCAUUAUUUGGCUACAGAAGAGAAGCAUUUUUUUCCACAAGGAAGAGACCUGCUUAGCCACUUUGGAACUUCAUGAUUUAUAUCUGUCCAAAUGAAAUCUUCUAGGGAGUACUCUGUUCUUUCCAUGGGUUCCAUGGGACGGUCCAGCUGUUCAUUGUUUUUCUGUGUGAUAGGAUUAUUGACAUUUCUUUUUUUAUCCGAGAGCUCAUAAGGGUGUGUAUUAUUUGAGUGAUUGAUAAUUUUUGGAGAAUAGAGCUUGGUCUUGUCUGCCUUGAUAGUGAUUAUGAUUUAUGAGAGUUUGAACUGAAGCA
Lolium rigidum is the source of this 2617-nucleotide messenger RNA. RefSeq lists its product as uncharacterized. The record is from RefSeq and is a predicted model, not a curated record. Gene Ontology annotation, molecular function: RNA binding. NCBI's taxonomy places the organism in Eukaryota, Viridiplantae, Streptophyta, Magnoliopsida, Poales, Poaceae. Gene Ontology annotation, cellular component: nucleolus; small-subunit processome. Gene Ontology annotation, biological process: rRNA processing. The coding region runs from base 1 to 2133 and encodes 710 amino acids. The transcript is spliced from 12 exons.